CCCCAUCUCAUCUCACCACACCGCCGCAACAAGCACCACCAGCAACCCACACAGAGCAGCCAAGCGAAGCUCGCCGGAGAGGGAAGCGAAGAUGUCCGGCCGCGGCAAGGGAGGGAAGGGGCUCGGCAAGGGCGGCGCCAAGCGCCACCGGAAGGUGCUCCGCGACAACAUCCAGGGCAUCACCAAGCCGGCCCUCCGCCGUCUGGCGCGCAGGGGCGGCGGGAAGCGCAUCUCGGGGCUCAUCUACGAGGAGACCCGCGGCGUGCUCAAGAUCUUCCUCGAGAACGUCAUCCGCGAUGCCGUCACCUACACGGAGCACGCCCGACGCAAGACCGUCACCGCCAUGGACGUCGUCUACGCCCUCAAGCGACAGGGACGCACCCUCUACGGAUUCGGCGGCUAGGCCCCGACGGUCCAGUCGAAUCCACCUCGCGCCGCCAGUUUCGUAGCUAGCCAUCGGUUGUUCAGUGUUCGGUGUAAUGGAAUGGCCGCAUCUCGCUGCUGUCUGUUGUUUCGAUGUAGAAUGGAAAUAUCUGCAUUUUACCCCUGAA
Molecule: messenger RNA, 551 nt
Organism: Triticum urartu
Lineage: Eukaryota; Viridiplantae; Streptophyta; Magnoliopsida; Poales; Poaceae
Product: histone H4
Cellular component (GO): nucleosome
Molecular function (GO): protein heterodimerization activity; structural constituent of chromatin; DNA binding
Source: RefSeq, a predicted model, not a curated record